AUGCUGAACAAAAACAAGGGUUGGCUACCCGAAGACAAGCUGGACCCUACGUUUCCGCCUCUUCCUCCUUACGCGCUACAAUCGGAGUCGGGCGACGUCUCUGAAAAGGAGAAACGUCCUUCCAUAUUUCACUCAGUCGAGCCUAACGACACAAGAGCCCAGCAGCAGGAAGAGGCUAGUAAGGGCAGCACCAAACUCUGGGGGCGGGCGCUACGCCGAAUCUUUCCAAGGGUCUCACGACAUCCCAAGAACAAGAUAUACACCGCAUCUGCUACUACUGCUGCCACUGCUACUGCUGCUGCCACUGCUGCUGCUGCUGCCACUGCUGCUGCUGCUGCUGCCACUGCUGCUGCUGCUGCUGCCACUGCUGCUGCUGCUGCUGCCACUGCUGCUGCUGCUGCUGCUACUACUAUCCAAAGGGGUGGACAUCCCAACACUGCGCCCAACUACGGUGUAAGAGGAGGCAGGUACGCCUGA
This is a messenger RNA of Lasiosphaeria miniovina, 477 nucleotides long. RefSeq lists its product as uncharacterized. The record is from RefSeq and is a predicted model, not a curated record. The transcript is spliced from 2 exons. Gene Ontology annotation, molecular function: ice binding. The coding region runs from base 1 to 477 and encodes 158 amino acids. Lineage: Eukaryota; Fungi; Ascomycota; Sordariomycetes; Sordariales; Lasiosphaeriaceae.